This is a messenger RNA of Glycine soja, 2273 nucleotides long. Its product is annotated as reticuline oxidase-like. The transcript has a single exon. The record is from RefSeq and is a predicted model, not a curated record. Bases 387 to 2039 code for a protein of 550 amino acids. Gene Ontology annotation, molecular function: FAD binding; oxidoreductase activity. Lineage: Eukaryota; Viridiplantae; Streptophyta; Magnoliopsida; Fabales; Fabaceae.
UACUCAGCCGGCAAACUCUUUUAUGUCUGUUAGUUAGUCAUCCUAGUAUGUAGUUACUCUCUCACGCAAACCACCUACACUUCAGUUUUGUUUCUCAGAUGUUCCAAUUAGUAUUCUUGAUGUUAUUCUGUUUUUUUGUUUUUGUCUGCUUUCAAUGAUAAAGUGAUUCUAUAGAAGUGUUCAUGUUCACUCUGCUAACCUUCCAAAUUCCAAUAUUAAACUAUGGCCGGCCACAACAUAUGCAUGGUUGCUACGUUUCUCCAUCCUUUUAAUUUGUGUCUUAAACUAUUAAAGCCAUUCUCCAAUGGCCAUAAACUUAAACUGGUUCUGCAACAAUUACAGACCACCUUGCUUCUAGUUCUAGCAUUCAAAAAUAUCUUAAAGCCAUGUUCUACUUCCUCAAAAGAUUGUGCCUUUUAUGUUUCCUCUUGCUAUCCUUUGAUGUUUCACUGUGUUCAUGUGCUUCACUCAGAGACUUGGCUUCUUGCUUGGAUAAUCACGAUAUCAAAAACUUUACCACGCUCCCUUACAAAGAACAUGAUCAUUCCUCUGCCUAUAAUUACUACAAAAUUCUCAAUUUUUCCAUCCAAAACCUUCGGUUCGCAGAACCCGUGAUUCCUAAGCCGAUAGCCAUUGUACUGCCAGAGAGUUUGGAGCAGCUGCAGAAAAGUGUAGCAUGCUGUAGAGAAGGCUUCAUGGAAAUAAGAGUAAGAUGUGGUGGACACAGCUAUGAAGGGACUUCAUAUGUUGCUGAUGAUGGCACUCCUUUUGUCAUCAUUGACAUGAUGAAUUUGAACCAUGUUUGGGUGGACAUGGAGACAGAAACAGCAUGGGUUGAAGGUGGUGCAACAUUGGGAGAGACUUACUAUGCAAUCUCUCAGGCAAGCAAUGAACAUGGAUUCUCAGGUGGGUCAUGUCCAACUGUUGGAGUUGGAGGACACAUUGGUGGUGGUGGAUUUGGAAUUUUGUCUAGAAAGUAUGGUCUCGCGGCAGAUAACGUGGUGGAUGCCCUUCUAGUCAAUGCUGACGGAAAAUUGUUCGACCGCGAAACCAUGGGAGAAGAUGUGUUUUGGGCCAUUAGAGGAGGAGGAGGUGGUCUUUGGGGGAUCAUUUAUGCCUGGAAAAUCAAGGUGUUGAAAUUGCCUCAAGUUGUAACUAGUUUCACUGUAUCAAGAACUGGCACAAAAAGGCAUGUUGCCAAUCUAGUGCACAAAUGGCAAAAUGUAGCACCAAACUUGGAAGAUGACUUCUACUUGUCAUGCUUUGUUGGUGCUGGCUUGCCUCAAGCUAAAACCAAAGGGUUAUCAACAACAUUUAACGGCUUCUAUCUCGGUCCUAGGGCCGGUGCCAUAUCCAUCCUAGACCAUGCCUUUCCUGAGUUGGGUAUUGUAGAAGAAGAAUGCAUAGAAAUGAGUUGGAUUCAGUCAACUGUUUUCUUCUCUGGCCUAAGUGAUGGAGCCUCGGUCUCUGACUUGAACAACAGGUAUCUGCAAGAAAAACAAUAUUUCAAGGCUAAAUCAGAUUAUGUAAAGAAACAUGUUCCUCUUGUGGGCAUAGAAACUGCACUAGACAUCCUAGAAAAGGAGCCUAAGGGAUAUGUUAUUUUGGACCCUUAUGGUGGAAAGAUGCAUAAUAUAAGCAGUGAAUCUAUUGCUUUUCCCCACAGAAGAGGAAACUUGUUUACAAUUCAGUAUCUGAUAUAUUGGAAAGAAGCUGACAAUGACAAAAACAGUGAUUAUGUUGAUUGGAUAAGAGGGUUCUAUGCUGCUAUGACUCCCUUUGUCUCAUGGGGUCCAAGGGCUGCGUAUGUUAAUUACAUGGACUUUGACCUUGGAGUGAUGGAGCGGAUUAGCAAUGGUGCUAAUAUGAAAGAUGUUGUGGAACAUGCAAGGGUUUGGGGUGAAAAGUACUUCUUGAGUAACUAUGACAGGUUGGUGAGGGCCAAGACUCUGAUUGAUCCUAACAAUGUUUUCACCAAUGACCAGGGCAUUCCUCCCAUAUCUUUGACCAUUUCUGAUGUCAAACCACAGAGCAAAUAAAUGAUGCCAUAUUUGUAAAAGGGAUUAGCAUAUUCAUUUGAAUUGUGUGAUAUCACUGUGAUCCCCUGCAUUUGUGAGCAAAUUGCAUUUCAUGUUAGAUUGAGCUUCAAUCAAUUGUAGUAACUACAUCAAUCUACGACUAGUCAGUUAGAAGUUGAAUUGAAUGUGGACCAUAUGCAAACUCUAGAUUGGUUGAAACAUGAAAUGAAAUAUCUCCCAAUAUCUUUUCUUUUU